AGCACCGCGGCGGCCCCCAGCCCCGUGAUGGGCAGCAUGGCUCCCAGUGACGCAAUGGCCGCAGGCCCGAUGGCGCCCGGCUUCUUCCAGCCCUUCAUGUCACCGCGGUUCCCAGGGGGCCCCCGGCCCACCCUGCGGAUGCCGAGUCAGCCUCCCGUGGGCCUCCCCGGCGCCCAGCCCCUCCUCCCCGGCGCCAUGGACCCCUCCCCGCGGGCUCAGGGGCACCCGAGCAUGGGCGGCCCAAUGCAGAGGGUGACGCCUCCGCGGGGCCUGGCCAGCCUUGGGCCGCAGGUGAGGCGGGGCCCGGUGGGUGGCGGACUGGGCUGUCCCCGCGCUCCUCUCACGGUCCCUUUGGCUCCCCAGGGCUACGGGGGCGGCAUGAGGCCCCCGCCCAACUCCCUCGCCGGCCCGGGGCUGCCCGCCAUGAGCAUGAUCCCGGGCGCGCGCGGCCCCUGGGCCAGUCCCAGCGGCAACUCGAUCCCCUACUCCUCCUCGUCCCCCGGCAGCAGCUACACGGGACCCCCCGGAGGAGGCGGGCCCCCCGGGACGCCCAUCAUGCCCAGCCCUGGAGACUCCACCACGUCCAGCGAGAGCAUGUACGCCGUGCUGAACCCCAUCGGCCCGGGCGCCGCCAGGGCUAACUUCCCGCUGGGCCCUGGCGCCGAGGGCCCCAUGGCCGCCAUGAGCGCGAUGGAGCCACACCACGUGAACGGAUCCCUGGGCUCUGGCGACGUGGACGGGCUGCCGAAGAGCUCCCCCGGCGCCGUGGGCGGCCUGAGCAACGCCCCGGGCACCCCGCGGGACGACGGCGACAUGGCCGGGACCUUCCUGCACCCGUUCCCGGGCGAAAGCGUAAGCGACUGCGUCGACUCCCCCACCGCGGCGGCGGCGGCGGGCCGGAGGGGCCUGGCGGGGCGGCCCCGGCGGGGCGGCCGGGGGGCCAGAGCAAGACCGUGACCGCGGCGGGCCAGUACUCCCCGGGGAUGACCAUGAGCGUGUGACCGCGGGCCCGCGAGCCCCGCGCCGCGGACUCUCACGCGUACACACGCAAGGACCUCAGCGACGCUCGUCCCACGCUCCCCGCCGCGCGCGUCCGGGGGCUGCGGGACCGACGCCUGUCAAUAAAGGAAACGCGGUUUUGGUAGCCGUGUCCGUCCCUGGCUG
Castor canadensis (American beaver) is the source of this 1164-nucleotide messenger RNA. The record is from RefSeq and is a predicted model, not a curated record. NCBI's taxonomy places the organism in Eukaryota, Metazoa, Chordata, Mammalia, Rodentia, Castoridae.